UCCAGUACUGGCGAUCAGUCAUGUAUCGGCCUUGGUUUUGGACGGUUGCUUCCUGGAUGAGCAGAGAAUUGCAGAAAGGAUGAUGUGUUUAUUCAGCGAGAGCACAUGAAAAGACAGCCGCUGUCCCGUUCCCCGAGACCGGCGAUAGAGCGCAGCCCCCGAGCGGGUCUUCGCGGGAACUGUGCAGUGAUUGACCGGAGUCCCUAUCCUUCGCAGCUCGUCGGGGAAGCCUUUCACCGUCACCAGCAAGACAACAGCAAUCUCCCUCUGUGUUUCCGCAACAUGAUGAACCCCAUCAGGCAGCAGAGCUUGGAUCCUGACCUGGGGCGGAUCUGUCAGAACACCAGCUCCCAUCCUUGGAAAGGAGGCCCCUCCUCUGUUUACAGGACACAGGAUAACCAGGGCUGUGCCCUUUUCCAGCCAGGCUGUACCCCCUGGCACAAUGCCCACUCAGGCCAGAAGGCUGCAAUGGGUAAAGGCCUAGUGGAUCCUGUGAGGGAGGACAGCAGCGGAUCAGGAAAGGCCUGUGAGCGAGUGGUGCUGAUUGUUGAUAAGACACGGUUUGUGGUUGAUCCUGCUAUCUUCAGAGCGCACCCUGAUACCCUGCUAGGCCGAAUGUUCACCUCCGGCCAAGACCAUAAGGUCACCCAGCCGAAGCAGAAAGGCGAGCACGAGAUCGCUGAGGGUCUCAGUUCCACGGUGUUCCGUGCAGUUCUGGAUUAUUACACAACUGGAGUCAUUCAGUGUCCUGACGGUAUUUCAGUGCAAGAACUCCGGGAUGCGUGCGACUAUCUGUGCAUCAACUUUAGUCACAAUACAAUCCGCUGUCGCGAUCUCAGUGCUCUGUUACAUGAGCUGUCAAACGAUGGGGCACGGAAGCAGUUCGAGAGGAACCUGGAAGAGUUGGUGUUUCCCCUGAUGGUGUCAAGUGCCCGGAAAGGGGAGCGGGAGUGCCACGUGGUGGUGCUGGCGCAUGAGGACACAGUGGACUGGGAUCAACAACACCCACCACAGAUGGGAGAGGAAUAUUCUCAAAUUAUUUAUAGCACCAAACUGUACAGGUUCUUCAAGUAUAUUGAGAACCGGGAGGUCGCCAAACAGGUGUUGAAGGACCGAGGGCUAAAGAACAUCCGUAUUGGAAUUGAAGGUUACCCGACGUGUAAGGAGAAGCUGAAGCUGCGAGCUGGGGGCCGUUACGAGGUGAUCUACAACUAUGUGCAGCGACCAUUCAUCCACAUGUCCUGGGAGAAGGAGGAGGGGAAGAGCCGGCAUGUGGAUUUCCAGUGUGUCAGGAGCAGGUCUGUCACCAACCUGACCUCACCGCCCCGUGACCAUGGCAACACCCAUCACCCACAGGUGGAUGAGCUCGACAUCCUGGGCCCAGCACAGGAGCAGGCCGUGGGGGUUAGCACCUCCUCCACCGAGUAAGCAAAAUCCUGGGGCAUGAGCAACUAACAACAGGUCAGGACACGGUAACAACUGGGCCCCAGGUCAUGGACACGUCAACAACAGGCCCCAGGUCAUGGACACGUUAACAACUAGGCCCUGGGUCAUGGACACGUUAGCAACUGGGCCCCAGGUCACAGACACGUCAACAACAGGCCCCAGGUCAUGGACACGUUAACAACUAGGCCCUGGGUCAUGGACACGUUAACAACUGGGGCCCCAGGUCAUGGACACGUUAGCAACUGGGAUCCCAGGUCACGGACACUUAACAACUGGGCCCUGGGAAAUGGAGCUGCGCUUUGGGCUGCUCUGUCACAGGUACAAGAGGAGGAUUGUGGUGCUCCUCAACACUAUGCUGUGACAGCACAGAGCAUGGUGAUUUGGUCUGUGAGGGGAUCCUGUGCAAUGAUCAAGUGUGGAGAAACCGGUACUGAUCAGGUGUGAGGCUCUCACUGUGUUCAAACACAUAGGUUCUGGCACUGAGUGGGUGUGGCAGAAUCUAAUGGUGAUCAGGUGCAGGAGAUCCACACCGUGCAGGGACCUGGUGUGAGGACCAGGUUUAAUGAUCCAAUGCAUGAAUCUGUUGUGCGGGCUCUGGUGCGAAGAUCAGAAGCAAGGCUGUCUGGCACCCUGGAUUUUUUUUUAAUUCAUGUGUGGAAUAUGGGCGUCACUCUAGGCCCAGCAUUUACUGU
Chiloscyllium plagiosum (whitespotted bambooshark) is the source of this 2138-nucleotide messenger RNA. RefSeq names its product BTB/POZ domain-containing protein KCTD20-like. Gene Ontology annotation, cellular component: cytoplasm. Lineage: Eukaryota; Metazoa; Chordata; Chondrichthyes; Orectolobiformes; Hemiscylliidae. Gene Ontology annotation, biological process: positive regulation of phosphorylation. The record is from RefSeq and is a predicted model, not a curated record. Gene Ontology annotation, molecular function: protein binding.